Messenger RNA from Phytophthora infestans T30-4, 2673 nucleotides. RefSeq lists its product as uncharacterized. The record is from RefSeq and is a predicted model, not a curated record. The coding region runs from base 1 to 2673 and encodes 890 amino acids. NCBI's taxonomy places the organism in Eukaryota, Oomycota, Peronosporomycetes, Peronosporales, Peronosporaceae. The transcript is spliced from 11 exons.
AUGUACAACAUCAUUUUUUCAGAGAAGAAUAGCAACAAUGAAGAGGGCUUCAUCGCAGAGAAGGAUUAUCUGUACUUGUUGAACUACCUGGAGGAGUAUAUGCCGUUGCCCAAGCAACUCUACGCUGCGUUUGAGGAAUGCAUGAUUCCGAUGGCGGGACUGCUGUCGAACUCGCAGUUUAUCACGUGGGUGCGUCAGUACCCAGACGUCAUGGAGUUCCUUGCCAUUCAUCUCCCGUCUUCUCCACUACCAGGGAAUCCCUUGAACAACAGUCCGUCGUGUCGAAAUGAUCCGAAUCGGAAUCCGUUUAGAAGUUCUUUCGACUUUAUUGGAGGCGAAGACAGCGGUGACGAAGACUCGGAUGGACUCUACGACUCCGAUCAUCUAACUGAGAUGGAGAUGUCUCAGAGCUCCUAUCGCGAUAGCUCCAGUUCGCUGAACGGGAACGAUGAACUGACGAGUAUUUUGAAGGAGGUUGGAGCCGUACAGGAUGAGAAUACUGAGCGUACAAGUGACGUGAGUCAAAGUGGCCAACGCCAAGGUCGCGCUGGAGUCUCUCGCUCGCGUGGCGUUCAGAAGAUGGGAAGAUACAUGGGCAAAGCUGUCGGUGGCGGUAUCUCUAAAGUCGGUCAUGUGGGGAGGAGCAUCUUGCACGUUGGCAAGUCCCAAGCCAACAAUCAGCACUCUGGAGAUCACCAUAACGACGAUCCUGCAGCAGUCGAGCUGCUUUCCGCUGGUUACUCCUUCUCGUCCGAGUCUCAAAGCACCAAAAAGUAUGUUUGUGGCUACUUGCACAAGAUCAGUGACAGUAAAUGGGGCAAGAAGCGAUCGUGGCACCGAAGAUGGUUCGUUCUGGAUCGCCAGCGUGGUGUGCUCUCGUACUACCGACACAACCCAGCCAAUCACAUGCCUACGUCAUCUCAAGGCAAUAUCGUGCACAUGGCGGACUCCCCCCAAAGUAGAACACACCGGGACGAACAGACGCUGCUGUAUCUGAGUGAAGCCCAUCCAUGGUAUCGCGGUGCGUUGGAUCUAAACAUGGACAACGUGUCGCUGCUGUUCGAGAAGAAUCUCGCGAGAAAUGCCCCGACUCGCUAUUUCUUCCAGGGCUCGACGCUUUCUCUGCACGAUAUCGAUUCGAAGCGUGGUGUGCAGUACAAGUUGUGUGCAGACACCGAGACAGAUUUUGAUCUCUGGACGUCUGCGAUAGCCGAGGCCAUUAACCGGAAAGACUCGCACGACGGGAAAGCGAGUAGUGGCGCCCCGGUCCUCUCACACCAACAGCUCUAUCGACAGCGUCUUCUUCAGAAACAAAUGGAGGAGCAAGCAGCGCAGCAACGCGAAUCGGAGAGAGCAGAGGCGGAUAAUGAGCAUGACUCUCCACCUCCAACGCUCGGACGAAAGAUCCCUCCUCGAAUCGUGACACAGUUCUCCUCUGCAACCGACAGUAGAGUGCCGGACGCUUCAUGUUGGCAUCUGCACAUUCACGUGGAUGGAACCAAGCAGUGUCUCAUUGUGGGCUUUAUGCUGAACAUCGUGGCGAUACGUUGCCUUGCCAGCGAGCAUGUGUUGUGGAAGGUGUUCGUCUGUCUCGCUGUCUCGGGGAUGUUCAUCGCCAGCAUCUACAACCCGAGGCCAGCGCAUCGUCCUCGUCACGGGAGCAUGGCAGGAAGCUUCUCAGACUUGACUGGUGGCAUCGAUACUGCUUUACUUGGGACGGACAUUGCGCAAUGCAGCAAUCCAGAGAACUGUUGUCUACACAAGGAUUCGAGUCCGACGGGGUCAGAGAGAGACAGCAAUGAGAGUAACUGUGCAGAAGGAGCAGGCGAGGGCAGACGACGUUGCAGUGGCGUCGGCAAUCGACGCUUUGCCAAGUUCGCUAUGGGCAGCACCAUGAGUCAAUGCAAGAUGCAGCCAAACGGACGGUCGAGUAACGUGGAACAUUCGUGGACGACCACAAGUGCUGAAAUGUUCACAGUUCGCAGCUCCGACUACAAGAAGUCGCGGAAGAAAGAGCCUUCGAAGGCAGCGCUCUUCGAGUUUAUCGGCGCAGAUCUCGUUUGCACCGAGAGCAAAGUGGAUCUCAUCUCCCAGCGCGUCGAGUUUCCGCCCGAACAUGAGAACAGUCGACUCUUCAUCAUCAACGCUCAGCUCCCGUCGUACGGGCCGAGCGUGUGGGGAGAUGGCUCCUACGAUGGACCAGGCUACAGCUUGGCUCUCUACUGGAAGAUCCCAGACGAAAUCGUCGAGGAGUUAAAGAACCCGACGACGACAACUCUAAAGCUCUUUAAGCGGUUCUUGGAGGCUGGUGAUGACACGUCGCUAACCGAUCGCUUCAAAGUCAUCGCGCAAGUGACCAACCAAGACGAGUGUGGCAUCACAGGCAUGGCCAAGAAGCUACUGGUGAGCCACAACGCAACCCCAGUGCUCACACGGCCUCAGCACCGCAUUUACCACUUUAAGAACGGCACAACGGAGAUCGUUGUCGAUGUUCAUGCGUUCUCGUACAUCGCGCGUCGCGGCAUCCACUCGCUGAUCGAUAAGACGGCGCGCCUGGUGAUCGACGUCGCCUUUGUCAUCCAGGGCGAGACGGAUGAGGAACUGCCCGAACAGGUGCUCGGCUGCUGUCGCCUCGACCGCGUUAACAUACAGAAGGCGGUUGAUUUGCCGUAG